AUGGCUCACGACACCCUUCCUAGAGACGCAAGGAUCAUUGCUUUGCUUAUAGCUGCCAACCCCUCAAUCAAAGACGCGCAUCCCGCGGUAUUGCACCAACUUUUAGAGUUUUCGCAUCGAUAUACUUCGCAGGUCCUUAGCGAUGCCCUCGUCUACGCGGAACAUGCUGGAAGGGCGGGGACUAUACAACAGGAUGAUGUUACUCUGGCAGUUCAAGCACGUGUCGGUUGGGAGAUGGGUGGACCGGUUCCAAAAGAGCAUCUGAUGGCGUUGGCAACCAAGACAAACGCGCAAUCUCUUCCCGCCGUCUCGGACACGUACGGAAUUCGCGUUCCUGCCAAACAUGCACUCACCUCGGUCGACUUUGAUAUUGUACCCAACAAGCCGCCUCCGGGUUUGAACGGUCCUGAGACAUACGAGGAAGAGUACGAAGAGUGGGAAGAGGAUGAUACACCGGAACAACCGUCGGGGCCUCAAGGAGAUGAUCUGAUGGUCAUGGACGACCCCGACGAGCCGAUUGCGCUCGUGGAGGAUGUGGCACCUAUGCAGAAUGGCGGCGCGACGGCAGGGGAAGAAGCCCCUACGCAGGUUGACGAGGGGGCUGGAAGCGAUGCAGAUGACUUGUUUGGUGACGCAGGAGAGGAUGAUGCCGACAAGAUGGACCAAGACGCACCAGCUCCUGAACCUUCUGGGACAUCCCCGUCUGCAGGAGCCAAGCGAAAAAUGGAAGAAGACGAUAAUUAUGAUUGA
Messenger RNA from Rhizoctonia solani, 750 nucleotides. RefSeq names its product Transcription initiation factor IID, 31kD subunit. NCBI's taxonomy places the organism in Eukaryota, Fungi, Basidiomycota, Agaricomycetes, Cantharellales, Ceratobasidiaceae. Gene Ontology annotation, cellular component: transcription factor TFIID complex; SAGA complex. The coding region runs from base 1 to 750 and encodes 249 amino acids. The transcript is spliced from 3 exons. Gene Ontology annotation, biological process: RNA polymerase II preinitiation complex assembly; DNA-templated transcription initiation. Gene Ontology annotation, molecular function: protein heterodimerization activity; RNA polymerase II general transcription initiation factor activity; transcription coactivator activity. The record is from RefSeq and is a predicted model, not a curated record.